Helianthus annuus (common sunflower) is the source of this 597-nucleotide messenger RNA. Its product is annotated as 14 kDa proline-rich protein DC2.15. The transcript has a single exon. Bases 50 to 433 code for a protein of 127 amino acids. NCBI's taxonomy places the organism in Eukaryota, Viridiplantae, Streptophyta, Magnoliopsida, Asterales, Asteraceae. The record is from RefSeq and is a predicted model, not a curated record.
CCAUCAUAAACUCUUACACAUUUCUAAUAAACACUCACAUUGGGAAGAGAUGGCUUCAAAGACCAAUACCCCAUUAGCUCUCUUCCUUGCACUCAACCUCUUGUUUUUUGCACUAGCUAGUGGUUGUACCACAUGCCCUAGCCCUACCACAAAACCAAAUCCAACAUCAACCGGGGCUUGUCCCAGGGAUGCUCUUAAACUAGGUGUGUGCGCCAAUGUGCUUGGCAGCUUACUUAAUCUUGUCGUUGGAGACCCACCAGUUAAGCCAUGUUGCAGCCUUCUUGACGGCCUUGUUGACCUCGAGGCUGCCGUUUGCCUUUGUACUGCUAUCAAGGCUAACAUUCUUGGAAUCAAUCUUAAUGUGCCAGUGUCUCUUAGUUUGCUUCUAAAUGUUUGUAGCAAGCAAGUUCCAAAGGACUUCGUAUGUGCUUAAACGAUCAACUGUCUAUGUUACCCCUUGUGUGUGUGUUUGUUUUCGAGUGUGAAAAUUGUUUAUUGUUUAAUCUCUAAAAGGGAGAAAGUAUUUUAAUUUCUUUGUAACGGUGGUUUGAAGAAUUAUUUUGUGGGAAUAAAGUUUAUAUUUAAAGUUUCUAUUUA